AUGAUCCCUCAGUACUGUUCGCAGUGCAAAUCUGACGUCGUCGCGGAAGUGAACGACGCGAAUGGAUUCACGUGUUGCACGGUGUGCGGUAAGAUUCUGGACGAUUCCGUCUUUAGCACGGAUCCAACGUUUUCGAAAACCAGCGGUGGGGCGAUUCAAGUGGAUGGGAACUUUGUCCCGGAAUCGGGUAUAGCGCACUCAGUCGGGAGACCGACCAGAGGUGGGAGAGUGUUUGGGUUACAAAUAGAUUCGCACGAGAAGACGGUGAAUAAAGGAAAACAGGAGAUUAACCAAAUCGCGGAUCGACUGGCGAUGAAACCGAGAGAGGACAUCACGACUUCGGCGCACAGAUUGUAUAAAAUCGCGGUGUCGAGAAACUUCACGAGAGGACGAAGGACGGCGCAAGUCGCCGGGGCGUGUUUGUACGUCGUGUGCAGACAAGAGAAUCGACCGUACAUGUUGAUUGAUUUUUCGGACGUUCUACAAACGAACGUGUACGUUUUGGGUGGGGUAUUUUUACAGCUCUGUCGAUUGAUGCGAUUGGAGCAACAUCCGUUGAUGCAAAGACCGAUUGAUCCUUCGUUGUUUAUUCACAGGUUUGCGGAUAAGAUGAAUUUAGGGAAGAGAGUGCACUCGGUGUCAAACACCGCGCUAAGGCUCGUAGCUUCUAUGAAGCGGGAUUGGAUGCAAACUGGACGUCGUCCGGCUGGGAUUUGCGGCGCCGCGCUUUGGGUCGCCUCACACGUUCACGGCUUCGAUCGAUCGAAAAGUGACGUAGUUUCGAUCGUACACAUCGGCGAGCAAACGUUGAAGAAAAGAAUCACGGAGUUUAGCUCAACGCCGGCGGCGCUGUUGUCGGUGGAAGAAUUCGACGCGCAAGCCCAAAAGUAUGAAAACGACGACUUUAUUGGAAGUAAAGAGCAACAAGAUCUCAUCUGUAGCGGAUCGACGACGCUGACGUGCAAACACAGGGACGACGACAACAUGCCCGAGCACUUUCAACACGGCAUGUGUCGAGCGUGCUACAUUGAUUACGUGAAGGUUUCCGGUGGAACAACUUUUUUGGGUGGGAUGGAUCCCCCGGCGUUUACCGCCGCGCAGAAAAAACGAGACAUGGAACAACUCCAACCGAGGAUUUUACGAAUCGCAAAUUUUGAAGCCGGCCAGGCGGAAGUUCAAGCUGAAUUUGAAGGCGCACUUUUAGAGGGCGAAAUUAACGAGUUUGCAAUGAUCGCUGGCGUCGUGCAAAGCUCAGCGCCUGCCGCGGGUGCCGCUAAUGCCACGGCGGCAGCUCAAACCCAAAUCGAAGAACGACGACCGCCGCAGGUUAUUCGCCAAGUGCAAGUGCAACGCGUCGUUUUGAAAGAGCCGCCGUUUAAGUUUAUGAUCGAAGCGGAGAAAGUUUUGAAGAGAAUUGUUGGUACAAAGCCGGCGGAAACGCAUUGUUUACCGUUUGUUCACGGUAAAGCGAAAGGAUGCGUUUUGAGAGAGCACUUCCGAGACGAUAUCGGCGAGUUUACCAAAGAUAUUCGGCUCGAAAUAAUGCACUAUUUGAUCAAUUUAGGAUGCUUCGACGACGGCGCUUUGGAGCAUUUAAACACGCUUUACCCAUCGCACGACUUGAUAUUGCUCGGUAACGAAGACUUUACGCCUCCGGAAAAUACAGUCAAGAUAGAAGUAGACAAUAAAGCCGAGAAGGCGAAGAAGGAAGCAGCUGAAAACAUCAGAAAAUACAAAGUGAAUAAGGAACCGCCGCUGCCGGGAACCUCCUUCAACGAUAAAAUCAAAAAGAACGAAGAGGCGCUGAGGAAGUUGAAUAACCCGGACGUAAAGAAGGAAGAGGGCAAAACGGAAAACGGAGUCGACACGCCAACCAACGACGAAGAGGAAAUGAGAGACGUGUGCUCGGAUAUAGAAGACGAGGACAUCAACGAGUACAUGAACAAUCAAGAACAAGUCAACUUGAAACGCGUCAUUUGGUCGGAAAUGAACAAAGACUAUUUAGAAUCGCAAGCGGCGAAAGAGGCGGCGAGCAAGGAUGCGGCUGCUCGAGAAUCCAAUCAACCACCGAGAAGGAAAUACAACACGAAGAAAAAAGAAGAGAAGUAUCAACGAGCGGAAAACGCCGCCGUGGCUGCGCAAACGGUCCUCAUCAAGAAACGCGGCGUAUCAUCGAAAAUCAACUACGAAGCGUUGCAAAACUUAUUCGACGACAAGGGCGAGGCAAAGAAAAAGAAAAAAGCGUCGUCGGCUGUGGCAGCUGCGAAAGACAAAGCAGCGCCGAAGGAGACGACGACGACGACGACGAAAGCAGCAACGACGGGAACCGCGACAGCGAGACGAGAACGAGAAAAAGAAGAGGCGCUACCGGUCCCGGCAGCAAAGAAGACGGCCACAAAGCCCGCAUCGAGAGCCGCCGCUGCAGUCGCGGAGAAAAUGAAGGGAAAGAAGAAAGCGCCGCCGCCUUCGAAAGAGAAAUCGGCACCCCGCGCGACGCGAGCGUCUCGAGCCGUCACCGCGAAGAAAUUCAUCAAAAUGUAA
Messenger RNA from Bathycoccus prasinos, 2541 nucleotides. RefSeq lists its product with no specific name. Gene Ontology annotation, molecular function: RNA polymerase III general transcription initiation factor activity; TBP-class protein binding; RNA polymerase III type 3 promoter sequence-specific DNA binding. The record is from RefSeq and is a predicted model, not a curated record. Gene Ontology annotation, cellular component: nucleus; transcription factor TFIIIB complex; transcription preinitiation complex. Gene Ontology annotation, biological process: DNA-templated transcription initiation; transcription by RNA polymerase III; transcription preinitiation complex assembly. Bases 1 to 2541 code for a protein of 846 amino acids. The transcript has a single exon. NCBI's taxonomy places the organism in Eukaryota, Viridiplantae, Chlorophyta, Mamiellophyceae, Mamiellales, Bathycoccaceae.